Molecule: messenger RNA, 1098 nt
Organism: Nannizzia gypsea CBS 118893
Lineage: Eukaryota; Fungi; Ascomycota; Eurotiomycetes; Onygenales; Arthrodermataceae
Exons: 3
Coding region: 1-1098 (365 amino acids)
Biological process (GO): protein polyubiquitination
Molecular function (GO): ubiquitin protein ligase activity; metal ion binding
Source: RefSeq, a predicted model, not a curated record
AUGAGUAAUGAGAAGAAGAAUACAUAUAACAGGAACCACGGAGCACAAGAAAUCACCAUGAGACGCCGUCCUCGAGAUGAGCCCGGGCUUGUCAACUGCAGGUGGUGGAAGAAAGGCCACUGCCGGAGGGGAGACACCUGCUACUUCCGACAUGAUCCCUGCCUACAGGGCGUUGACCGUCGGGCUGAUGUAGCUGCAGCUGCGGCUGUGGCUGCGGCUGCAGGUGACGAGAACGGAGUCACAACUCAGGAUGCUCAAGAGCCAUCGCAGCCAGGUCAACCCAACGACUCGGCCAAAGAGCCCGAGCAGUGCUCUAUUUGCUUAGAAGUUCCGAAAGUUUGCGGCCUAUUGACUGAUUGCGAUCAUGUCUUUUGCCUAGAAUGCAUUCGACGUUGGAGGCACUCCCGGCAAGGAGACCAAAACAGUCGGAAUAUUGGUCGUGGCUCCCGCUCUGACGACCCAUAUGCGAUAUGGGGCCCAACCACGACCAAGUCUUGUCCCCUAUGCCGUAAACCCAGCAAAUACAUAAUACCCUCUGCGAUAUUUCCCACUCCAUCGCCAGUCACACAGGAUGCGUCAAAAGGUAUAGUAGAAAGCGAGACAGCAGCUUCCAGUAAACCCAUCCCCAAUGGAACUACACUUAACCCACUGAAGGCAUCAAUCAUCAAAGAAUAUAAUCGAAGUAUGAAGAAGAUACCCUGCCGUUACUUCCAGACUGCCAUAAAAAACUGGGAACAAAAAGUGAAAGAAGCAACGGAAAAGGGGGCAGCAGAGCCCCCAUUUCGGCCAGGAUGCUACUUUGAAAACAAGUGCCAUUAUGCCCACAUCGAUCCCCAGACCGGAGAGCCAUACAUCUUUGAUGCCGCGCUCAUCGCGGAGAUGCACAGAAAGCGGUUACGGCGCGAGAACCAACGCCGACUACAGAAUAUUCUAAAUGAGGUCCUUUUGAUGGGUGUAUCACGGCGAGAGUUCGACUAUUCCUAUCUAUCUACCUCCCCACCACCUGAACUAGAAGCUUGGCCCAUAUCUCGUCCCGAUUUUGAUGAAUCUUCUUCUACUGAUCUAGAAUCCUUUUCACUGCCUAAUUGGCGUGUCUGA